Molecule: messenger RNA, 3130 nt
Organism: Camellia sinensis
Lineage: Eukaryota; Viridiplantae; Streptophyta; Magnoliopsida; Ericales; Theaceae
Source: RefSeq, a predicted model, not a curated record
AUCACAGCCAGAAAUUUCUGGUUGAGCAAUGACUCAUUUCUCUCUCUCUCUCUCCAACCAGCUACACCCAUUAUCUAGAGAGAGAAACAAAAUGAGAGAAAGAAGAGUGAACAGAAAAACAGAUAUAAAAUGCCAAGCACCGCAUAAAAUAAAACCAUUAUAGGAAAAAAAACCAAGCUUAAGAAAAAGAAAGAAGCAAAAUCGAACAAAUUUUGGGUGUGUUUUGAUUUUCUCUAAUUCGAUUCUCAAAAAUUUGUUUUUUUUGGACAGUUCAGAUCGAUCUGUGUAUUGUUUAUGCGUAUAUAUGCUCAAGAAAGUUGUACAUAAAUGAUCGCAAGCUGCCCUGGUUUGGGCAUUGGUUUUUAGAAUAAACCAUGAAGCAGUGGUUUCAUAUUGCUUGCUGGCCUAAAGGCAAUACUCAUUCUGCUACCUGUGCUGCUGUUCUGACUUCUGGUUUGUAUUUGUAUGGGGGAGCUCAUGGUGGAUUGAGGAUGCAUUCAAUAGAUAGAUAGUUGCAUAAGUAUGAGAGUCAGUUGGGUCUGUCAUGUGCAAUUAUAGCACGUGGUAGAUCUUUAACUUCUGAUCUUCUUAUAUGGCACUGUAGUGAACUACUCAAUUCCAUUGAUUUCUUAGGAACAUGGUAUCAGAUUUUGAUCCCAUGUGAAAAAUGCUCUUAUAUGAGGUGUAUGAAAAAAACUAGAUUGGAAAAAAAUAGCAGAGAGAGAGAGAGAGAAGAAGAAUCUUUAGACAUUUGGAAGAACAAUAUACUCAACACCAGUCAUGGGCUUGCCACAAGCUUCCUCCAGCAAAAUUGCCGAGGAAGUAGCUGCAUCAUUGAGCACAUUUGUGCAAACUCCGCCUCGGCUUGUUAGUUUGAGCAGCUGUGAUUUGAGUGGAGUCCAUGUAGGUCACUCAGGAAAUCGAAUUUCAGGGGAUUUCCCUUGCUCUUCUGUAAGGGAGCUUUCGAAGGAUCCAGAUGCUCUCAAUUUAUAUAAGGAUGGUACGACCCACAUACAUAGAUUGAGGAUUGGUCCCAUUGAAAAGAAUGGCUUGUUCGCUCGUAGCGGUGGACGGAAUGUGCAUAGUCCUGUUUCAAGGAUUGUUGGGUUUGAACCCAGGGAAUUGGAUUCCCCUACCAAUGCAUUCGAGGGAAACCAAUUAGAUGGCAACCUUUCUUCGAAAUUGGUCAGUAGCAACAGUAAUGAAACUGAGGCCACUAGCUCACUAGCCAGGAAGCGGUUAUUAUCUCCUUUGAAUGGCAUGAUUAUACCAGAUCAAUUUGAUGGUGAAUCUCUUGACAUUGGCGGCACCAUUAAUAAGAGUGAUUCCCGUAAAUUUACUGCUCUUCAGGAGCAUAAGAAGGCUAAUAUGGGCAACUCUAGCUAUUUCAGUCCUUUGAUAUGGUCCACAGCUAGUUUCUCAGAAAGGUAUAACUCACCGGAUGAUAAUUAUGUGACCAACUCAGGUUUCUUCACUGAUGGCCCUUUGCUUGAGAACAAGGAGUCACAGUCUCUCAAUCUUUCUCCGACUUCAACGGGGUUAAAUUCCUUUCGAGGAACAACUGAAAUAGCAUACCAAACCAGGGAAAUAAUGAUUCCACCGAACAAAGCAGUUUCGUCUCCGCUGUCUAUGUCUCCUCUUGGUCCAAAAUACUCUGGAGGAAUGAAAACUUCAGGAAGGUGUGGGGCUACCAGAAAAGAGUUAGAUGACAGCUACUUAACCUUGAAGGAUAUGGAACAGUCACUUAACGGAACUAUCUCUGGCAUUUUAUCUUCCCAGAAAGAUGAGAAUUUUAGAAUGGCAAGCAAAUUAUUUCAAGAUGCUAAUCCUAUGCAGAAAAAAAUUGAUCAAUUCACCCGUGAAAGUACCUAUGGAAUUGAUGGCCACUGGGGUCAGGAUUCAACCCUUACACCUCAAUGUGCUAAGUUAGUCAGAUCUUUGAGUGGACAACCUGUUAGAAGGUCGUUGGUUGGUUCAUUUGAGGAGUCCCUUCUAUCUGGUCGUUUAUUAUCUGGAGUGGCCAGUCAGAAAAUUGAUGGUUUCCUUGCUGUUCUUAAUAUUACUGGAGGAAAUUUUUCGCCACAUACCCAAAAGCUUCCAUUUGCAGUUACCAGUGUGGAUGGAAAUAAACACCUAUUGUAUUAUUCAUCAAUAGAUCUUGCAGCAGAUGUGCCGUCAAAUAAACAUAGAGGCCCUAAAAUGAAAAGGAGUCUUGUCAUUGAUUACUCUCGAGCUGAAAAGAGCCGCCUGCGAAUACCUAUGAAAGGGUGCAUACAACUGGUUCUCAGUAAUCCUGAGAAGACGCCUAUUCACACUUUCUUUUGUAAAUAUGAUUUGAGUGACAUGCCUGCUGGCACCAAGACAUUCCUGCGCCAAAAAAUUGCUCUAGCUGCUUCUACUCCAGCUUCUGUACUGGGUAAUGGAAGACAUAAGAAUCCUGACAUGAAAAAUGAUCUCAACAAUGUCCUCAACAAGAGCGGGGGUUUUCCUAACACAAUUGGAGUUGAUAUUGUACAUACAAUGAUGGAAACUGACGAUGCUGGAGAUACCAAUCAAUCUGAAAUAGGAGGAAUAGGGUCGCUGCGCUCGGGUUGUAGUACAUUGAAUGCAUCCCAUAGUUCUGAAAGCAAAUUUGCACAUAGCCUGCCAAAGGUCAAGGAGAAUACUAUGGGUUCUGGAGUUUUGCGUUAUGCACUUCAUCUCCGUUUUUUAUGCCCUUUCCCUAAGAAAUCUUCAAGGACAGUGCACAAGUGUAAAUCUAAUCCUCAUUCUGCACCAUCAACGACUAACAUGGAGACUGAAAGUGAACGGCGCUUUUAUUUGUAUAAUGAUAUGAGGGUAGUGUUCCCUCAACGUCACUCAGAUGCUGAUGAGGGCAAGUUAAAUGUGGAAUACCAUUUCCCAUCAGAUCCGAAAUAUUUUGACAUUAGCGACUAAAGGGUUCUUCUCCUCUCCUCUCUUUGCAGAAUCCGGUGGUUGUGUACAUAUUCGGUAUCCAGUUCUUGUGUACAUACAUUUGUACAUGCAUUUUCGUUUGUCAUUUUAAUUCUCAGACGGGGGACAAAGAACCCCCCAUUUUCACCUGUAAAGAACACAUUUUCAGUAAGGAAUUCAUUUUGUUAAUUGUUUA